AUGGAUCUGGCCAAUCUCCUCUCCGCUCCUAAGCCAUUUACCGAGUCCUAUCAUAAGCGCUCCGUACAAGCGCCUCCCUCGCCGCCAGUCGAGGAUCAGGUCAAAUGCUCACUGCCUUCCAUUUCUUCUUUGCUGGAAGGUGCCGAUGGAGCCCAGCACUCAGCUAAGCGUCAACGUCUCUCCCCACCAUCCCGGGAGCGUGAUGUCCGCUACGACACAAUCCACCUCCCACCAACUCCUCCACUCCGCCCAGGUUCAGGAUCAGGCCACAGCGUCCGCUCCCCAUCAGAGCUAAGCACCAAGACCUCCGAGCAUCUGCACCGCUCCUCAAUCUCCAGCACCGGCAGCUCAGCUCAACAAGGUGCUCAAGGCCCCUACGCCUCGCCCGCUCCAAGUGUCUCAUCCUACUCUUCCCCCAUCGACAACCAUACACCAAUGUACUACCCCCGACCACCAACAACAUCUACAUUCGCACCCUCAACCCCCGCCACAGCACCCCUCCCAACAACAAGGCAACCAGCGCCCCAGGUCCAGAUUCCCCAGGUGCAACACCAACAUCACCACCACCAACCCGCUCAACCAUCUCCUUCAAUCAUCUCCCCCGUCACCCCAGCCUGGCAACAUCACCACUACUUCCCGCCUUCAUCGGGGACUCCUUUCCAGCCAACACAUGAUCGCUACAUCUGUCGCACAUGCCAUAAGGCGUUUUCUCGUCCUUCUUCUCUGCGUAUUCACUCCCACUCGCAUACAGGCGAGAAGCCAUUCCGUUGCACAGUGCCUGGAUGCGGGAAAGCGUUCUCCGUACGCAGCAAUAUGAAGCGUCAUGAGCGUGGUUGUCACUCUGCUCGUGUCGGUAGUGCAGUUACAGUUGCACCACCUGCGCCCACAGCAUUGGUUUCAUAA
Messenger RNA from Penicillium angulare, 903 nucleotides. Its product is annotated as C2H2-type zinc finger protein. NCBI's taxonomy places the organism in Eukaryota, Fungi, Ascomycota, Eurotiomycetes, Eurotiales, Aspergillaceae. The record is from RefSeq and is a predicted model, not a curated record. The coding region runs from base 1 to 903 and encodes 300 amino acids. Gene Ontology annotation, biological process: regulation of transcription by RNA polymerase II. Gene Ontology annotation, cellular component: transcription regulator complex; PcG protein complex. The transcript is spliced from 2 exons. Gene Ontology annotation, molecular function: DNA-binding transcription factor activity, RNA polymerase II-specific; RNA polymerase II cis-regulatory region sequence-specific DNA binding.